Molecule: messenger RNA, 735 nt
Organism: Oncorhynchus gorbuscha (pink salmon)
Lineage: Eukaryota; Metazoa; Chordata; Actinopteri; Salmoniformes; Salmonidae
Exons: 2
Coding region: 1-735 (244 amino acids)
Source: RefSeq, a predicted model, not a curated record
AUGAUGCCGGACCUGAAGCAGUGCACCGUCUCAUUGGUUCCACUCCUGGCAACGUCCCAACGUCUCAUUGGUUCCACUCCUGGCAACGUCCCAACGUGUCAUUGGUUCCACUCCUGGCAACGUCCCAACGUCUCAUUGGUUCCACUCCUGGCAACGUCCCAACGUCUCAUUGGUUCCACUCCUGGCAACGUCUCAUUGGUUCCACUCCUGGCAACGUCUCAUUGGUUCCACUCCUGGCAACGUCUCAUUGGUUCCACUCCUGGCAACGUCUCAUUGGUUCCACUCCUGGCAACGUACCAACGUGUCAUUGGUUCCACUCCUGGCAACGUACCAACGUGUCAUUGGUUCCACUCCUGGCAACGUACCAACGUGUCAUUGGUUCCACUCCUGGCAACGUCCCAACGUCUCAUUGGUUCCACUCCUGGCAACGUACCAACGUGUCUUUGGUUCCACUCCUGGCAACGUACCAACGUGUCAUUGGUUCCACUCCUGGGGGUCUGCAUAGAGCUAGCAGACUACAGCUCUAUAUCCUAUCCUCUGGGGGUCUGCAUAGAGCUAGCAGACUACAGCUCUAUCCUAUCCUCUGGGGGUCUGCGUAGAGCUAGCAGACUACAUCUCUAUCCUAUCCUCUGGGGGUCUGAAUGGAGCAGACUACAGCUCUAUAUCCUAUCCUCUGGGGGUCUGCAUAGAGCUAGCAGACUACAGCUCUAUCCUAUCCUCUGGGGGUCUGCAUAG